AUGCGCAUCGGUACCAGCGUUUGGGCGUCCGCCCUGCUGGCUCUCAGCGCUCCAGUUCAUGCCUGUCAGAGCUGUGAGCACCCCGAGCAAGAUGUUGUCAUGACAAGAAAUGUCCGCCGCAUGCAACCAGAUGCUCAAAAUUCGUCUGCUCUCCCUCGCGGACCACUGGCAUGGGGCCAGCUCAACUUUCUCCAUACAACCGACACCCACGGCUGGCUCGAGGGACAUAUCAGAGAGCAGAACUAUGGUGCAGACUGGGGUGACUAUGUGUCUUUUGUCAAGCAGAUGAGGCAGAAGGCCAGGGACUUGGAUGUCGAUCUUCUGGUUGUAGACACGGGUGAUCUUCACGAUGGCGCCGGUCUCAGCGAUGCCACUGGAGUUGCUACCUACGGUGGUGUCAACGGAGAACUGUCAAACCCUAUCUUCGAGCAGCUGGAUUACGAUCUCUUGACCAUUGGCAACCACGAACUCUACGUCUCUGCGAUCGCCUACGAGACCUUCAGCCAAUUUGCCAAGGCAUACGGAGAGAAAUACUUGACUAGCAAUGUUCAAAUCAGAAACCCAAGCACCGGCGAUUUGGAGUACAUCGGUAAAAAGUACCGCUACUUCAAGACUCAGAAGGGCCUCAGAAUCAUGGCUUUUGGUGUGCUGUUUGACUUUACUGGCAACUCGAAUGCUUCAGUCGUCACCAAAGCAGCAGAUAUGGUCAAGGAGUCUUGGUUCAUCAACGCUGUCAACCACAAGAACGUCGAUGCCUUUGUGUUGAUUGGUCACAACCCUAUCGGCCUCAAGAGCAGCAGCAACACUCUACAAACUGUCUUCAAAGCCAUCCGUGCCAUCAAGCCUGAUACGCCUAUCGAGAUGUUUGGUGGUCACACUCACAUCCGUGACUUUGCUGUCUACGACGACAAGUCUGUUGGUAUUGAGAGUGGAAGGUACUGCGAAACUCUGGGUUGGUUGGCUGUCAGCGGUAUCAACCCAAAGGGCAAGGCUAAUCCCAAGGGUGUGCCCAACCCAACCAUGAAGGCCAAAAAGGUCAGCACUGCUUCUGCUUCUGCUAGCAUUGCCUCUUCCAGCAGUGCUUUAAACAUGACUUUCUUCCGUCGCUACCUAGACUGGAACCGUGCAACUUUCGAAUAUCACGCUGCAGGCAGCCAAGCCAAGGCCUUCGAUACCGCCAAAGGUCUUGCAGUGACCGAGAACAUCACUGCCACCCGCCAAGAGUUGAACUUGACCAGCAUCUACGGCUGCGCACCCCAAACCUGGUGUCUCUCCUGCGCACCCUUCAAAUCCGAAGGCUCCAUCUACUCUCUCCUCGAGACUGCCCUCUCCGCCACCAUCAUCACCAAGGAACGUGCUGAUAAACCUCGCCUUAUCAUCACAAACUCUGGUCAUAUCAGAUUCGACUUGGCCGAAGGAGCUUUCGAUUACGAUUCCAGUUUCAUCGUUUCUCCCUUCACCGACGCCUUCAACUAUCUUCCAGAUGUGCCUUACAAUCUAGCCUCCCAAGUCCUCUCUGCACUCGAAAGUGGCAACUACCCUUCCAAACGCGACCUCUCCACCUCCGACUUCGGCUUCUCGCAACUAAACCCUGCACUGGACAGUUGCAUCGAUCCCCCAGUCACCCACGAUCACUUGGUCACCAAGCGCUCGUACCCCGGUGGCCGCAUCAUCAGACGCCAGACCAGCACUACACCCGGCUACACCACCACCGACGACUUUGGAACCGAUGGAGAUGACACGAUUCACUCAAAGAUUCCUUACUACUCUGUGCCCAACUUUUUCCAAGCGAAUGGCAGCCUGCCGUCUAAUGGAAGUUUGCCAGCGACUGUUGAUCUGAUCUUUUUGGAUUAUGUUGCCGCUAGUGUUGUCAAGGCUCUCAAUGGGUUGGGUGGAAGUUAUACUAACGAUGAGGUGACUUAUUACUUGCCCAAAAACUUUACGACAAACUCAUAUCUACCCAAGUAUGCACAGAUGACUCCGGAGUGGCAAGCCAAUGUUCCAAACUGCCCUGUUGGUCUGGGAAUCGGUUACAACAUUACUGCAUAG
Aureobasidium namibiae CBS 147.97 is the source of this 2049-nucleotide messenger RNA. Its product is annotated as calcineurin-like phosphoesterase. Gene Ontology annotation, cellular component: cytosol. The record is from RefSeq and is a predicted model, not a curated record. The transcript has 2 exons. Bases 1 to 2049 code for a protein of 682 amino acids. Gene Ontology annotation, molecular function: hydrolase activity. NCBI's taxonomy places the organism in Eukaryota, Fungi, Ascomycota, Dothideomycetes, Dothideales, Saccotheciaceae. Gene Ontology annotation, biological process: nucleotide catabolic process.